ACGGAGCAUUCCAGUCACUGGCCGAAAAAACCUGCGCUCGGUUGUUCUCACCGUUGGUUUUUCUCUCUAAGUUCUUUUUUUAUUUUUUUUUAAAUUUGGAUUCUACUUCAGUUGGUUUGGUGAAGAUGUCCGGCCAAUGGAGUGUUUGGAUGCUCGUCCUCGCUGGACUGGCUCUGGCUUCGGCUCGGAACCCCCCGCUGGAUUUGGCUCAACGCGUGCCUGAGGAUUUACCAAGACCUGCUGUGGAUUUCGGUCUGACCGGGAUUGAUAUGUCAGAGCUAUGGAAAAAGCACACCCUCCCGAAGGCCGAAAACCCUUCGUUCGUUCACCAGAGCCUGAACGGCGCCGCCAGCCCCACCACCGUCACGGGGAUCAAGAUGAACACCGUUAAAGGGAGAGAAGUAAACGCUUUCCUCGGCAUCAAGUUUGGCAAAGCGCCGGAGGGGAAUCUUAGGUUCAAGAAAACGGAACCGGCUGGUGUAUACUGGACAGGGGACACUUUAGACGCAACUCACUUAGGCGACAAAUGUCCCCAGAAGUCCAUGCUGGGUCACAUUCCUUCUGGCAGCGAGGACUGUCUCAAUCUCAACGUUUAUACACCUUAUCUCCCCGGAGAGAACGCAGACCCUUUGCCUGUCAUGAUGUUCAUCCACGGAGGAGCCUUCAUCUCCGGCGACUCCUCUCUGUACAUGCCCACCAAACUCCUCGACAAAGAUGUAAUCCUCGUCGUCAUCCACUACCGGUUGGGAACCUUAGGUUUCUUCUGCCUGAAUACCGAAGAGGCUCCGGGAAAUGCAGCGCUGUGGGACCAGAUUGAAGCUAUGAAAUGGAUUCGUGACAACAUCGAAGGCUUUGGGGGAGACAAGAACCGCGUGACAAUCUUUGGCGAAAGUGCCGGUUCUGCGUCAGUGAAUUACCAUCUUCUUCUGCCGGAAUCUCGGGGCCUCUUCCACCGGGUCAUCGGAGAGAGCGGGUCGGCCCUCGAGCACUGGUCCCACGAUCCCGACCCGAUCCUCUCCGCUGAGCUCAUCGGGGCAGCGAACGGGUGCCCGGCGGACGACCACGCUGCCCUGUACGACUGCAUGAUGGGUUUACCGGCCGACGACCUGGCUAUGACUCUGGAUCAUUUCGUGUCCGAAGAUCGUCAGCGGGGCGAGAUGGGCUUCCGCGGCGCCGCCCCCGUCACGCAGGUCGAGGGGCUUGCUGGCUCCCUGGUGACGAGGCUUCCUGAGGAGUAUUUCGCUGACGGGGACGUGGCCGACGUCCCGCUCAUGAUCGGCGCCAAUAAACACGAGGGCUCCUUCGUGCUGGGGAUUAUGUACACUGCUUACCUCGUCCCUAAUGAACAUAUGGAGGAUGACCUCUAUAAACGAGAACAGAUGCUGACCGACCUUCUCAACGCCUUCGGCGUGACGGACCAGACGCACGGGAUGGCGGAAUCUAUCGAAGAUGCUUUCCUCAUGGGGGUCGAUCCGGCGGACUUUGAAACAGCGGCGCCAGGACUCAUCGACAUGGCCGGCGUGUUCUUCCUGAAGGCGGGGGCGUGGAGGACGGCCAAGCUCCACGCGAACAGCACCUCGGCAGGAACGUUCGUCUACUCCUUCGACUAUGAAUCCGACGAUAGCAUGUUCCGAUGGCUGUUCAUGGGAUAUGAGGGCAUGCCUUUCAGACCAGGUGUGACCCACGCUGAUGACCUGAUGUAUCUCUUCUCUCUGCCCGCUGACCUUGACACCGAAGAACAGCUGAGGGUGAAGGAUUAUAUGGUGACGCUGUGGACCAAUUUCGCUAUUCAUGGGAACCCCACGCCCCCCGCAGCCCAAGACAGCUUGAGGGCCUUGGAAAUCCCGCAGUGGCUUCCCGUCACCAUUGAGGACAGGAAUUAUAUGCUGAUACGCGAUACGUGUUCGGUGGAAUAUGAAUAUUCUGAGAGGUGGCACAUUGCCAUGCAGGAGGACGGGCCCACCUCCACCACCUCCCCCACCUCCGCCCCAGGCACGACCUCCGCCCCUGGGCCCAGCCAGGAGGACUACGACGCCCUGGCCAGAGAGAGCCAAGCCUACAUGAUCUCGAUGAUUGUCUUCGUCGUCGCCACCGUCGGCUUAGCUGGCUUGAGUUUCUUCUUCUUCAAGAAAAAUAGAUAAAUGGGUGAAGAAGACAACAACAGAAGAAUAUUGAUGAUAUAUAAGCAAAUUGUGCUGUAACUGCUGUAUGAAAGUGUAUCUCUUAUUUUACUGAUAUGAACUGGUUUUGUACUUUCAUUCUUGGGGUGAGACUGGCCCGUUUCAUUGACUGUUCAGCAAGUCCUGUUUGUUAUUGUUUGUUAUUUGCAUUUAUGAUUGACGCCGUCUAUUGGUUAUUUUGAACAAUGACCUCAUUAAUACUGUUCCUAGCAAUAAAGUUUGUGAUUAGAA
This is a messenger RNA of Penaeus indicus, 2411 nucleotides long. RefSeq names its product juvenile hormone esterase-like. NCBI's taxonomy places the organism in Eukaryota, Metazoa, Arthropoda, Malacostraca, Decapoda, Penaeidae. The record is from RefSeq and is a predicted model, not a curated record. Gene Ontology annotation, molecular function: serine hydrolase activity. Bases 126 to 2141 code for a protein of 671 amino acids. The transcript is spliced from 15 exons.